Molecule: messenger RNA, 7685 nt
Organism: Schistocerca gregaria
Lineage: Eukaryota; Metazoa; Arthropoda; Insecta; Orthoptera; Acrididae
Product: retina and anterior neural fold homeobox protein 2-like
Exons: 5
Coding region: 286-1122 (278 amino acids)
Biological process (GO): regulation of transcription by RNA polymerase II
Molecular function (GO): RNA polymerase II transcription regulatory region sequence-specific DNA binding; DNA-binding transcription factor activity, RNA polymerase II-specific
Source: RefSeq, a predicted model, not a curated record
GUUUGAGUUUCGAAUAUGUAGAAGAAGAAGGUGUGCUGCAAUAUUUGAUACGCAAAUCCUCAUAUCUGGCAAACAUACAUUUUGUUUAAAUUUUGGGAUGAAAUUUCUAGGAGCAGAAUAGCUGCUCCGUGGACCGUAUUUUGUGCAAUAUAUAUCUGGGAAGUUGUAACUAGGAUCGUACUGUACAAUAUAUAUCUGGGAAGUUGUAACUAGGAACGUACUGUAGAAGAAGUGCAAAGGGACAUCUACCUGCGCUGAGGACUGAGUUACCAGGAGGGGGAUAAGAUGGAUUUGAGCACGCGGCCGUUGCAGCCGCUACCAGAGACGGACAGCGAAGUCAAGCCGCCCACGGAUGUGCUGACGACGCGAGUCGCCAAGAGCGUGUUCUCCAUACGGUCGCUGGUCGGAGACGAGCUCACCUGCACCGAUCCCGAGCCUGCGCCGUCCCCGCCUUCGUCCUCGGAGGGCAGUCGCGAGUCGUCGACGCCCGCGGCCGGCGCCACCCCCGCCAGCCACUGCGACGGGGACUCGGACCACGGAGGCGGCGGCGGCGGCGGCGGCGGCGGCGGCGGCGCGGCGCCCGCCCCCGCGCUGGCGCCCGCCCCCGCAGGCGGAGGCGGAGGCGCGCCCUCGGACCACGACGACCUGGACGAGGUGGAUGCCGAGGCGGAGGCGCCGCGGCGCAAGCAGCGCCGCUACCGCACCACCUUCACCUCGUUCCAGCUGGAGGAGCUGGAGAAGGCCUUCGCCAGGACGCACUACCCGGACGUCUUCACCAGGGAGGAGCUUGCGAUGAAGAUAGGCCUGACAGAAGCACGUAUACAGGUGUGGUUCCAGAACCGGCGCGCCAAGUGGCGCAAGCAGGAGAAGGUGGGCCCGCAGGCGCACCCCUACUCGCCGCUGCAGGCCUACGGCGCGCCGCCCGCCGCCGCCGCCGUCGCGCCGUCGCUGCCGCACCCCUUCUCGUUCCACAGCCUGCUGCUGGCCGCCGCCUCCGCCAAGGACGCGCCGCCCCUCGGUCUGGACGUGCGCAGCUCCAGCAUCGCGGCGCUGCGCCUCAAGGCCCGCGAGCACGAGCUGCGCCUCGAGAUGCUGCGCAACGACGGCGACGUCGCCAGCUGAGCCCGCGCCACCUGCCCGGCGCCGCCGCUCGCCUGGCUGCGCGCCCGUCUGGACUCCUAGAGUAGCGAUCCGUACUGGCCACAACAUACAGACGGACGUCAUCCGGAGCUCCGUCCGUCACGGCGGAUCCACAUCACAUCUUCACACCCCUUUGUUACCGCAUCCUUAGACCAGGCAGUUCUAGUUCGAGAGCCGAGAGGCAGCCGGGCAGCCGCAGCCAGCGGUGGACAGGGGCAGACAAAUAUCUGACACUUGGCCAGUCAGGCAACCUGCCUGUAGUCUACAUGAUCGAGCUUCCCUGACCGAGCGUCUGCAGGAGGGUGUAGCUCACUGGCUCGGGCAUGCGUGCAAUAGAGCUACCUGCCAGGCACCUUAUACUACCUACCCGACGACAGCGUUGGAACAGUGUGGCUUAAACUAACAUAGUCCGUCCAUGAUUUACAUUAAGUGAUAGCCUAUUGAAAUAACUGUCAUUAGUCCCUUUGGGGGAUAGAUUCCGAGAAAACUGGCAGACAUUACUAGAAUUCUUGAAGAAUUUGCUCGUUCAAGAAACAAUACCACCUAACCGACUAUGUUUAUUUGUUAUGUAAAUCCAGAAGUUCACACUGCCACAGUAUAGUGUUAAAGGCUGUUGUGUGCCUCUCAGCGCUGGAAAUUGGUUCUUGAGUCGAGAAAUUAGUUGACAGAAACUAUCCGCGUGUCAAAAGCUCGUUUUUUCACCAAGAGAAACAUCGUCACUCACUUCAAAGUUGGGUAUAAAAGUAGAGAUUGGUUUUUGAGAGUGCUGCACGCCACGGCACCAGUCAUCAGUCUUGUGCAGUUGUAGGUGUUCCCGAAUUUCAUCACAAUCUUCUGGCGUUACAAAUUUUCAUCACAAUCUUCUGGCGUUGGAAAGUCACCGUAAACCACACCAUGGAGCUUCCGACUCUCCAGUUACGAGACAUAUCAUUUUUUGUAGUUACGCGGGAUGCACACAUUUAUUACCUUGUAUCACUUACGCGGAAUUCCUCCAACUUAAUUCCUAUUACAAACAAUUGAAAAUUGGUCAUUCCAAAAGCAGCAACAGGUGCUUUAAGUCAAGUGGAUAAACUGUUAGAAAUCCAGAAAAUUGAUAAAGUCAGUUAGACGGUAUUGUUUCUUCGACGACUAUGUACGAUUUUGAGCGUAAUAUUGUAAAUAGUGACAAACCGUUCAUAUGCACACAAAAUAGAGAAUCAUUUUACAUUUUUUAAGUGAAGAAACUGGACAGUAGCUAACUUCUCUGGCCCAUUUGCAAUGAAUCUACUGGACAAAACAGAGUGAGAAAAUUUGUCAUAAUAUUCUGGUUCAGUUUUGAAGGAGAAUUGUACUGGUGGGUCAGCAGCUGUUUCUUCCACGUACUAUCCCAACCUGUUGAUUGCUUGGGAAUCGGGCUGGAAACUGGAAACUAGUCGCGAAGAAUGAAAGUUAAAUAAAUAAAAUAAUAGCAAAGUCGACAAAUCAGAAAUGGUAUACAGGUCAUGCUAUUAUUAUUGUAUGCCUCAUAAGGGAAAAAAGAUGCAGUGCCCACACACCAGCUCCUGUAAAUGACGUUGCCAGUGCACACUAGAGCGGAGGUGCUCCAUCCACAUGUAGCUGGUAUAGCUGGUCAGAGUUUUGUGCAGUGCAUCGUGGAGUGAUAGUAUCUGACAUUGUUGGUGACAAGCUGUUUGUCUGGUGCGGACAUUAAACUCGACAGCGCCCUAAACUUGAAUAAAGAUGCAGGCAUCCGUUUUCACCGUCUCCCACCCUUUCAUUAUUUACCAGUCCACCGUAAUACAAACAACAUUACUCAUCUGAAACGUCCACAGAACACAGACACCUGAUACUUCAUAACAGGUUAGAGAGGUUUGUCAAAUCAGCUUCCUUAGGAUCUAUCCCUUGACAAUAAAGCGGAAUUCUUACACAGUUACCGACUUCUUUUAUUUUUUUAGAAGACGCAAAAUCUAAUUCUGAUGAGGCACCAGAUAAUAUGAUACACGACACGAAAAAUAAAAAAAUAAAAAUAUUUAGUCCCUCUUAAGGUAGGCAACCUAACUUACAUCAUCUGGCCCAGAUGCUGAUGAUGUAUGCUGGGUUGUCUAUCUGAAGGGAAAUGAAAUAUUUUAUGGGUCAGUUUUAUUUUAGCCACACUGUGGAACCUCAAAUCUAUAGACGUAAAGAUCAGCUGAGGAUUCAUAUAGCACUCACACAAACUAGCAGAACUAUAUUAUGUCGUGUAUCAUUGUUGUUAUUUCUAUCAUCAACCGUAAGUUAGGUUUGAUGCAGUUCUCUAGUCCUGCGCCUACCAACAGCCCUUCACACAUCAGCACAGCUGCUGCAUUACACAUUUGCAACGACCUGUCGUACCUACUCAUAACCCGGCCUGUCACUGCCAUACUGUCUUUCCAUCAUCCCUUCAACUACAGCUUGCCGUUCCAUCUCUUCGAUUCUUCACUGUCUUCAUCUGGUAUUUCGCCUCGCUGAUUCGUUGCAGGGUCUCUCCAUUCCUUACUCGAUCAGUCCAGCUCACCAUCAAUAGGUGAAUCGUUCUUUCGGUCUGCGGUCUCGGAGCUUCCGCAUUGUUAGGCGCAGUUCCUCUCGCGGCCACAGCCAGGAUCCACAAACUUUUAGCGCCGUGCAGUGCGAGAGACAAACCACGCGGCGUACUGCUCCGUAGACUUCCACCGAAACGUUUGCUGACGGACCCGGAUUAUUUCCAUUCUUCGCCGUACGUAUAGUAUGCAGACUUUAAAAGGGUCGGCUGCCUCUCUUUGACCCACGAGACAUGCUUAAAUUACUCAGUUCUUCUACAUCACUAAUCAGUGCUCUGUAGCAGUCCAACUACUUUCAGAAGACUCUCAGAUCCUGCCAUUGAAUUUGAAAACCAACACCGCCGACGGAAACUACACCUUCUCCAAUGGGCUUCUAAUAUCUACUCAGAAAAAAUGAGGAUAACAAACUGAAGUCAAAAGAGAGCAGGCUACACUCAAAUACCCCACAAGUUGUUGGAAAAAAACCGACAUUUUGUUUGUGGAAACGGUGAUUCACUUACUGUAGGAUAUUUUUUUUUAUUUUUGACCCAAUCACUUUCUUAUGACACAGCCAUAAUCAGUUUCGGCCUUAAAAUGCCACCUUGAGAUGCUGCAAUAGAGAACAGAAAAAGCUUAAUUUAAGACCUGACACAAGUGCAGUUAAUUUCACUAGGUCUAUUUGUGAGCUUAGUAAUGUGCUAUUAACAUGCAUAUGGCCCAUACCUAUGGGCGGUAAUUGAUGAUCAAGUGUUCAUGCGUUGUCAACUAAAUAAAAUCAGAAAUCAAAGAAUUACCUACGUACAACCAAGUGUACUUUUCCUCCCCUACUCUUUGCACUAGAUGCGCACUUCCUCUUUAAGGCAAUCUUCAAUCGUAAAAGCUAACUGAUUCAAACGUUAUUUAAUAAUCAUAAUAAUUUAUAGAGAGCUACUAAAAACGCCCCUCGAAAUUAUUUUAAUCUGCAUUACUUUUAGGUCAAUCAGUCUGCAGGGCAGAAUGUGGGCACUUCAAUUGAAAUUUCCUGCUAAAACUCAUAGUACCUCCUGUAAGGUCCUCCUUCCUGCCUCUCAGAAGUUUCAUUUGCAGAAGUUGUUAGGAAUAUCCUGUGAAAGUCAUUCACCAUUGGAAACAGGAGGUUCGAUCCAGGCCACCAACCAUUUAGCCGGAUUAAAUGAAAACUUCCCCAUGCAUUUUAGGUUGUUUCAGUUCUGCCUUGCCCCAUUGUCCAAAUUUCGGAUUCGUAUAGAGCUAUGUCCUAAACACCGAUUUUCAGGAAUCUUUUCCUGCUCUCAAGGUUUGUACUUACCGAAGGUAACAGAUGUUUCUUUUUGUUUAGGCCCCUUUUGCUUUGUACCAUAGUUGCUACUAUAUUUUCCUUCAAUUUUCCUUCAUUAUCUACUUACGAGAUGUAAUUCGUCUGCCUCUUCAAGAGUCUCUUGUUCAAGCUUGCCAUAUAGACGUCCAUCAUGUCUAAAUGCGGCCCACACAAUUGCUUUUCUUUGCGUGGGUGAAAUGUGACUCUGGUAAAGCAGAAACAAUGGCCGAGCACAUAGUGUUCGAGUACCCUAUGUUACACAAGUUGCCUCUGUUGAGGACAGACGCUUUCAACUCGUUAAGUCAAUGAGCUGCUGAAUGAUUCUUUUGUCAUCAGUCCUCUAACAGGUUUGACGGGUCCCGCCACGAACUCCUCUCCACUCUUCGUUUCAGAGGAGCACUAUACUGUUUUCUCUCUAUAGCUACGACCAUACUAGUGAUUUCAUGAUGUCUUUAAACAAGUACUGCCAUCCUCUACUUUGUUGUCCAAUUUUACGAUGUGACCUUCUUUUCUCCGAUUCUGUACACAACCUUCUCAUUUCCUACCUUAUCGGUCCACUUAAGUUUUAGCAUCCUUCUACAGCACAGCAUCUCAGACGCUUCAGUUCUCCUUUUUUCGGUUUUUCCACAGUCUGUGAUUAAUUGUCUGUGUUAGAUUGCUUUUUAUGUCCUCCUGGCUUCGUCCGUCACACAUAACUUUACUCUGAAGAUACGAGAACUCUCUUAUUUCGUCUAUUUCAUGUUCGUCAAUAUCAAUGUUAAGUUGCUUGCUAUGCUCAUUUAUGCUACUCUUCAUUUCUUUCGUUUUCCUUCUAUUUACUCUCAAUCCACAGUGUGUUCUCAUUAGACUGUUUAUUUCAUUCAUCACGCCCUGCAAAUCUUUGCACAUUCACUGAAGUUGAUAGAGACACAAGCGCAACUUAUCACAAUAUUCCAAUGUUUGCGUGUGUGUAAUAGCCGUCAACUAGCACACUUACCACCUCAUUAAACAUGUGUCUCAAUUUCUGUUCACUUUCAGCGACCAUUGCGGCGCUAUCAGUGAAACGUAUCACUGUGAUUCCCUUUCAAUGUCAUACAACUCCGUCAUUGCUUCUUCUGAAUUCAAAUUAAUUAUAAAUGGUGACAAAGAUCGUCACUGUCUGACACCUUCCUUGAUUUCUGGCCUCUCGUGUCAUCCCGGCAAGGCUGACUACUCCAGACUGUAGAGUUCCCUUCUGAACCGGAAGUUUUUACCACACGCCAUAAAAAUAGAAAACGUAUUACUCCAGUCCACGUAAUUAAAAGCCUUCUACAUUUUGUGGGUAUUUCAUUGUUUUUCCCAGUUGUGUUACUUCGCUCUCUUGUAAAGACUGUUCGUAAAUAACAUUUUAUUUUCAUGCCGGAGAGAUUAUUUCAUGGCUUUUGCACUUCGAAAUUUUAGAAAGAGCGUCUCCUUCAUUAUCUACUAGUAGUUGGAGUGUAUUUUUAUCCAUUCCAAACCGAGGCUGUUUUUAAAAAUAUAUGCUGUCCAGCGUAGUGGAACGUUAACUAUAAAUCAAAUCGCACAAUAAAAUAAUUACUUAUAAGAACGUAAACAGUGAGCUUGAAUGUCGAAUUAGGUAUAGAACACAUUUAGUCAGUAUGCUGAUUUGAUUAUUAUGUAUUCGUAUCUCAAAUAGUGCCCAGUUCCCUGUGCAACACGUAGAAUGGGACUACGUUAGAGAUUAUGUUCCGACGUCACUGUUCGUGUUCCUCAGAAUGAUGAUGAUAUUCGAUACCACGGAAAAUACUUUUUUUGUAUGAAAACGUUCACUGUUUCUUUUCUCGACCAGCGCUGCAAAGAGCGGUCAGUUGCGGAUAGAAACACAAGCGCGUCUCAUUUAUCUAUAAAGUGGAUUAUUUUUCUGUGCUUCUAGGGUACAUAACCAAGCUGAAGUUUAAAGUUUUACUGCUAAAAGUGACAAUACAAUUAUGAUGUUACUGAAGAAUGUUGUGUGAAGCGACGGGCGAUUUCCCGUUUGUACAGAUGCUACUUUGAUUGUUUGAGUGUGGCGGCAGCUAAGUCUGUAUAUGAAAUGAAUUGUGUUAUCAUUCAGCUAGCCAAAUAAUUCGAUACUUGUGGUGCCAUUCUAAGUACAAUGUACAGAAGCACAAUUAAAAUAAUUUGUGUGCCUAACGACACGAACCUUCGCCUAUGAUACUAUGCGGUAACAGAGCUCAUGUUACUGAUACGUAAAUGAUGUUCGUUAUUUACAAGUAAAUAAAAUCAGGAAAUACAAUGAUGUCGACUACUGCCAUUAAGAUACUGCAGAAAUAAAGCUUUGUGCAUUUAGAGAUAGCUGAUAGAAAAAAUAUAUGUACUGGUACACUUCAUUGAGAAUUUCUUGCAACUGACAGGUAAAACUCCUAUGGUCAGGAAGGGGUAUGAUUCCAUCAAUGACGUACUCCUCGUCCUGCUCUUUCCUCAUUCAAGCACACUACGCUGUGACGAUGACUGUAGCGUCUCUCUGCAUUUCCAUAAAGUUGUAUUAUUCAGUAACAAAGAUUUUAACAUAAGUACAGCUCCAGUCGCUAUUCUUUAGUAAGUUUCACCAGUUUCGUAUCAUUUAUUUGUCAGAUUCGGAUGUUACCCUCAGAAAAAUUACGUGUACUGUAGAAAACAACAAUUAACAGACGUUAAGAAACAAAUAAGCUCAUUAACGUUUUCAUUUAUACCUGAAGUUACGCAAAGUAUCCUUG